This is a messenger RNA of Diatraea saccharalis (sugarcane borer), 2193 nucleotides long. NCBI's taxonomy places the organism in Eukaryota, Metazoa, Arthropoda, Insecta, Lepidoptera, Crambidae. The record is from the annotation of a GenBank genome assembly.
AUGUAUCCUUGUGAUCCGGUUUGGCCAACUCCAUCCGGAUGCGCUUGUAAGAACGGUUAUAAAAGACUGUAUGAUGAAGAAAAUAAAUGUGUCCUAGAGUCUGAUUGCCCUUGGAUAUGUCCUGUUCCACAAGAAUGUUUACAGACAUGUGCAAAUCCAUAUCCAAUGUUUGAUUGUUCCGAUAUCCAGCCAGCAGAAAAAAAUAUAGAUGGAUGCCAAUGUCAAAAAGGUUAUAUCCUUUCAGAACUAGGUGGUAAAUGUAUCAGGAUAGAAGAAUGUCCACAAAAUCAAGGCUGUAACGGUGAUCCUAAUGCCGUGGUCACCUCUUGCCCAUGGGCUUGUCCUGCUACUUGUGCUCAACCAAAUACUGUAACGUGUCUUAAGCAAUGCAUGCCAGUUGGCUGUCAAUGUGCACCUGGUUACAUACUUUCUGAAGAAAACGGUAAAUGUAUCUUGCCAGGGGAUUGUACGGGUGGAGACCCAUGCGGAGUUAACGCAACAUUUUCCUACUGCUCACACGGUUGCCCAGAAUUAUAUUGUCCUGAGAAUGAUGACGCUCAGCCAGUCUGUGACCCAAUCUAUCCAUGCCCUCCUGGAUGCAUGUGCAAACUUAAUCACAAAAGAUUAAGUCGCAAUGAUGAAAGAUGUAUCCUUUCAUCGGAAUGUCCUCCAGUAAAUUGUUCAAGACCUAAUGAGGUGUGGUCCCCAUGUCCCUCUGAGUGUCUUGCAGAAAACUGUGAAAAUGUAAACGAUCCCCCGAGAGUAUGUUAUCCACUUGUACUAAACUGUCAGCCAAAAUGCACAUGCGCUGAUGGGUACUAUAGAAAUUCUAAUGGAAUUUGUAUUCCGGCCAACAAAUGUCCUGGUUAUAAUCCGUGUCUAUCAAAAUGCGCUCCAACUUGUGCUGAGCGAAAUCCACCGAAUUGUGGGUGUGAAUCUAGAAAUAAUUGCUGUAAAAAGGGCUACAUUUUAUCUGAACGAAACGGAAAAUGUAUCAGGAUUCAAGAUUGUCCAAGUUCUCGAUGCAACAAACAGGAAAGAUAUGUCGUAAACAGUAACACUUGCCAGAAAACAUGCGCUAACCGCAAAUACUUCAAUACGGUAGGCGCUUGCAAGCCUUUCACUGGUUGCGUCUGCAAAGCCGGCUACGUAAGGCUUAACGAUGAUGCAACUGGCCCUUGCGUUAGGGAAAACAAAUGCUCUCGUGAACCAGUAUGCGGAAAAAAUGAAGUAGCAACAAAGAACAAAAUUGAAUGUCCCCCUCAAACCUGUGAAAGUAUAUAUACUACUUAUAACUGCGAGAAUAAAAAUAAAACACCUAAGUCUGGUUGCAAUUGUAUUGACGGUUACCUGAGGAACUCUAAAGGUAUCUGUAUACCUAGCGAAAAAUGCCCUCCACCUAUGCCAGGAUGUAACGGAGACCGAAACGCUACUGAGAAGCUUUGCCCAAACCCAUGUCACCCAACUUGUGACAAUCCGAAACGAAAUUUAGUCUGUAAAAUGAUGUGUCCUGAGUCAGGCUGCGAGUGCAAUCCAGGGUUCUUAUUAUCGAAUGGAAAAUGCAUUUUACCUGAGGACUGUCCAGGUCGUCAACCAAUAUGCGGAAAGAAUGAAGUAGCUACAAGGAACAAAAUUGAAUGUCCUCCUCAAACCUGUGAAAGUAUAUAUGCCAUAUAUAACUGCGAGAAUGAAAAUAAAGUACCUAAGCCUGGCUGUAACUGUAUUGACGGUUACCUGAGGAACUCUAAAGGUGUCUGUAUACCAAGCGAGCAAUGUCCUUCACCACUGCCAGGAUGUAACGGAGACAGAAAUGCUACAGAGAAGCUUUGCCCAAAUCCAUGCCAUCCAACUUGUGAUAAUCCGAAACGACAUUUAGUCUGUAAAAUGAAGUGUCCUGAGUCAGGUUGCGAGUGCAAUCCAGGGUACCUAUUAUUGAAUGGGAAAUGCGUUUUGCCUGAAGACUGCCCAGCUCCAGUAAAAUGUACAAGACCGAACGAAGUUUGGAAUCCAAAUCCUUCACGCUGCAUCCGGGAAACGUGCGAAGAAGCAAAUGCUCUGGAAGAACCUUGUAAUCGACCUAAUAGAGAUCUUAGGCCUCAAUGUGUAUGUAAAGAUGGCUUCUAUAGAAAUGCUUCUGAUAUCUGCAUACCCGCUAGUGAAUGCCGUAAGUAUGACAUUAAAUAUUUUACAUAG